AACCGAUCUUUCUAGGUAAACACUGACAACUCACGUUGCGAACGCAGACCAUGUUUCUUCAAAAAAUGAGCCCGAUACUUCUGAAAACUUCCCCGGUCAGUUGGAAUUUCGGAAAAAGGUGUCUUCAAAGUUCUACGACUCUGUCACCGGCUUACGUAGCCAGCGCACAGGCCGCGAACCGGCGGGCAAGAGUGGCCCUGGCUGCUGCAUACCGUGGCCUUGACAAGCUAGGUUUGAACGAAGGGGUUUGUAAUCACCUAACCUUGAGGGCGCCCGCCGCCAAUGGAGAGGGCGAAGUACUGUUGCUUAUUCCAUAUGGACUUCACUGGUCUGAGGUGACAGCUUCUUCACUGCUGGGUCUAAACGAGAAGAAUAAAGUGGUUGAAGGGGAUGGACCAGCCGAGAUAUCCGCGGCUUCCAUACACCGAGGCAUUCACAACGCUAGAAGUAAAGACAUCUCAUGUGUGAUGCACACUCAUAUGCCUUACGCCACAGCGCUGGCGGUUUUACAGGACCCCACUCUUCGCAUGUGUCACCAGAAUUGUCUCCGAUUCUACGAUAAUAUUGCUUAUGACACGGACUACCAAGGUCUUGCUGAGGAUGUCUGCGAGGGAGACCGCAUGGCAAGGGCACUGGGCAAAAACGACGCCAUGAUCAUGAGGAGUCACGGGGUCAUGGUUGUAGGUCCAACUGUCGCGAGAGCCUUUGACACAAUGUACUACUUGGAGAGGGCCUGUCAAAUACAGGUUAUGGCAAUGUGGACGGGCAAGCCACUGGUUGAAAUAGAAGAAGAAAUGUGCAAGAAAUCGAAGGCAGUCAUGGACCGUUUAAACGACGAGUAUGCAAGGGCAUUCUUUGACAGCCUCCUGCGACGAUUGCGAAAGGAAUGUCCAGAUUUUGAAAACUAAAGCUGCUCCUUUUGCUUGUUAACUGAAGCUGUCGUGGCUUUGAAAAGCAAUACACGCGCGUGGAUAUGGUGACAAAUUUGAGUAAAUCUAUGUUAUUUGCUACACAAUUUGUAAUAAUCAGUCCCUUAGCUUCUGAUUCCGAUGCGGACUGUCUUGCAACUGACAACGUUGCUGUCUGCAUCAAGGCAGACUGACAUUUGAUACAUGAUUUGCCAUCUGCGAUGAAUCAGAAGGUUAUGGUUAUUGGUACUGCCUUGAACUUCUAUAGCGAUGACAGAACAGUACAGGCCAUUGAAAACAACAUACGUAUUCGACAUAGCUUCAACUAAUUAAGUGAAGCCUUGUCCGCAGUUUUAGAGAGCAAGUUACUUUUUUAUGGCGAUAAGGUAAUACUGUUAGUUAUGACAGUCGCUUGCUAGUACAACCAUCGUCUCUCAGACAUUCGUUUAUUAAUUAUUCUCUAAGAAAAAGGAAUAAAGAAAGCACUGCAAAACCAUACAGUUUAACAACAGUGCAUAUUUCUUACUAUAACAAGGUAUUGCGUUAGAGAAAAAACACGUGGUGGUGUAAAAAUCAAGUAUAUAAGAAAUGGUUUAAAUGGUCUUUUUGCACAUGUUUCUUUGCGGCAAAUUCUGUGAUUUCAAAUAUUUUUCAGGUUUUAUCUCCCGAUGGGAAAUAUGGCAGAGCAACAGCGCGUUAAGUUCGUAUUUACAUUAACAUAUCAGUGAAGCCAACAGCAUUGGUAUUUCAGUAGAAAUCAAUCUAUAUUACCGUCAAACGAACCGUUCAGUGACAUGUGAAAUUACUUACAGUAUUUUGAACAUAUUUGUAUUGUGGGAAAAAUGUGUUAAUGCUCAGUCUCGAGUUAAGGGGAGGAUGACAAAUUUGUGGGGGUCGUUUGACCAUUGUUUGAACUUAUAGUACAUUAGACAAGCGUUACAUCGUGAUGAUUUUUUUUACAAUAUCUAGUAGUUCAGCGACAUGCCUUGAGCAAUGUAUAUACGCCAAGUGGAGGAGACCCAAGUGAAGGCAGAAGCCGAUGGCUUCGCUACAUCGCCUUUUACUCGGGAUAUUACUUGUAUGACAAGCGUCUGUUGCUGUGAAGAUAGUGUCACCGUCAGUUCUUAAACACUCGUUGGGUUAAAGGGAUUUCUUCACACUGUAUGCGUAAAUAUUUCUGACAAGAAAACAUCCUUCCGUCGGUCACCGUUAUCAAUACUGCAAAAACAACAUUUGGGAAAUUAAACAACAGCAAGAUUAUUCUGACGAAUGAUGUUUGAAAAACAUACCAUGUUUAUUGAUUAAACAUGUAUGUACAAUCAUAGUUCAUUCCGUUUUUUUUUUCAGCUCUAUCCAAUUAUUCCAACAUACUUUACUGAUGUCUCAAGGGCUUAUUAACCAGCAUUCAAGCAAAGACAGUACUAAUUCUACUCAAUUUUGAAUUUUUUUAUGAAGUGAAAGUGCAUUGGAUGUACAUUGUUAUGUUAGCGUUAAU
Messenger RNA from Lingula anatina, 2403 nucleotides. RefSeq lists its product as uncharacterized. Gene Ontology annotation, cellular component: cytoskeleton. Gene Ontology annotation, molecular function: actin filament binding. The record is from RefSeq and is a predicted model, not a curated record. Lineage: Eukaryota; Metazoa; Brachiopoda; Lingulata; Lingulida; Lingulidae.